UGUCCACCCCAGAGAAUCCAGGCCUUGUUUUGGCUCCAGCUGGGCCUUCCCGCGGCCGCCACUUAUUGACUUAAGGCCGGUGAUUCAAAUCUGCAUCAGGGUUGCCCCUGACAACGCGUGGUGGGCGGGAGAGUGCCCACCUCUGCCUGCGGUCUGGGGCGCCAGCAAGCCCCCUUCGGUUCCUGGUACCGGGGAUUCCAGGCCAACAAUACUGACGAUGGUGAGAAAGACGAUGAAGACAGUGAGGUGAUGAUGUUGGUGACGAUGCCGACGGCAGCCUGCCCUGAGGGUGCACCGUCUGUGCGCGAUGUGACUGCGCACCCUGGCUGGGCGCCCCCAAGCCAUGGCCGACACCAUCUUCGGCAGCGGGAGUGACCAGUGGGUCUGCCCCAAUGAUCGGCAGCUCGCCCUGCGAGCCAAGCUGCAGACGGGCUGGUCUGUGCACACCUAUCAGACAGAGAAGCAGAGGAAGAGCCAGUGCCUCAGCCCGGCCGAGGUGGAGGCCAUCCUGCAGGUCAUCCAGAGGGCCGAGCGGCUCGACAUCCUGGAGCAGCAGAGAAUCGGGCGGCUGGUGGAGCGUCUGGAGACCAUGAGGCACGGUGUGCUGGGGAAUGGCCUCUCCCAGUGUCUGCUCUGUGGGGAGGUGCUGGGCUUCCUGGGCAGCUCAUCGGUGUUCUGCAAAGACUGCAGGAAGAAAGUCUGCACCAAGUGUGGGAUCGAGGCCUCCCCUGGCCAGAAGCGGCCCCUGUGGCUGUGUAAGAUCUGCAGUGAGCAGAGAGAGUGGUGUCCAGCGACAGUGACAGUGACUCUGAUCUCAGCUCUUCCAGCCUGGAGAACAGACUUCCAGCUCCUGGGACCAGGGACCCAAAAGGAGACAAACCCUGGGGGGAAUCAGGUGGCAGCAUGGAGUCCCCCAAGAUGGGGCCCUCCCACCCACCCAGCCACCUCUCAGGGAGCCAGAGCAGCCUGGCCAGUGAGGCCGGGACGGGAGCAGCAGACCCACAGGUGGGGACCCCACCCUGGCCAGACCCAAAGGGCCCUGAAUCCCCCAAAAUCUCAGAACCGGGAGGGACCAGGUAUCCUCCUCAAAGCGGAAGUUCAGGAUGGGUGUGAAAAUCGUAUCAGUUGGAAGAAGUGGUUAGACCCCAGGUCUCUUCUCCCAGCCCAGAUGGCCCAUGCCUGCCUGCCCUUCUCUGGCCCUGGCGGAAGACAGAUUUAAAGCCGGCCCAGGCUGAACUAGAAGGAUUCUGGACUGGGAACCCCCUCGCACAGGCGAUGACUAAUGGGGAGACCCUCAGCCUCCCUCUGCUGGGCCUGUGCCCCAUCCAGCCACCCCCCCAGGCAGGACAUCAUCGAAUUUCUCUCUGGGAAACUGAGCAAAGAAAAGAGACGGACAGAUCCCAAAUUUGGCAAUUUCCUGGUCCCUGCCCGGUCGGCACAGUGAGGCCCCCCCAUUCCCAAGCCCUGCCCGCAUGUGCAGAGCCUCUUGGUAGCUUUGCUGUGUUGCACUCAUAGUGGCACCGGCAGUUGACCGAAACCAACAGCGAAAGAUACAGGGACCCUCAGAGACAGGAGAAAGGGGUCAGAGAACAACCCUCUGAAGAUGUUUGCCCAGGAAACAGGAAAAGAAUGUUAUUUUUCUAAAAGGCAGUGUGAAAGCUCUUGAAAAUUUUUACAAAUCUAUACGAGCAGAAAUUUCAAAAUGCAAAAGGGAUGGGAAAAGGUGAGAAAGUCUCCCAGAAGGUAAACCAUCAAAACCCAAGUCGACAUAGGAAGAAAAAGUCAAGAGCAUUGGACAACAAAAGAUGAGAUCCCGGCCAAAAACCCAACCUCCAGCUAAGAGAAUUUCAAACUGAGAAGCAGAAAACAGAGGAGAGAAAAUGGCAGAAGAAAUGACACAAGAAUAGCUUCUAGAACGGAAGGAAAGGAACGUCCACAGAGAAGGAACCCACCAAGUGCUGGGCGUAGUGACAAAAAACCACAGCCAAGAGGACGGGUGGCCGCCACCAUCGUGAGCUGCCGAGCGGCAAUACCUGGAGAUGAAAAUGCACCUGACCUGCCGCUGCGGUGUAAUUAACACCCAUCACCUGCCACCUGGCUGAAACAGAGCCUCACCCACUAGGUCUGAGCCAGGGGCUGAGCGUGGAGGUGUCUGUUGCGCUCCCAGAUGCUGAGGCUGCUGGCUGGAAGACCACACUCUGAGGGGCACUGGUCCAGGGCGGUGGCAGGGCAGCACGGACAGUUCGUUGGAAUCACCUGACCAGCGUUACAGGGCCUCACGCCAGAGGUAUCCCCAGAGAGGCUGGUUACAUCAAUUGGGGGUCCAGCCUGGACAUCAGAAUUUUAUAAAACUCCCCAGAGGAUGCCACGUGCGGGCAGAACCCAGGACCCCUUCUUCCUUCUAGAAACUUCUGUGUGGGUUCCAGAAGACAUGCACUGGAGAUUUAUGGCAGUGCCUUUUUAUUAGCUAAAAAUUGUUUGCCACCUAAAUACCAUCACUAGAAGGAGAGAUCCUUCAGUUGUGAUAUAGUCAAAGAGGCCACGAUCAGCACGCUGACUCGCACAAAGCACGCUGAGCCAAGAACCAGAUGGCAGAAAAAAUAAAUACAUUAUGACACUGUCUAUAUAGAGAUUUUUAAACAUGCAAAAAUGUUAUAUGUUAACAUAUAUUUUAUGCAGUGGAAGAAUAAAGAAAUGCAUAGGAAGGAUAAACAACAGAUUUCAAGAUACAUCUUGAGAAGAAGAGGCAGAAGGAGGGCUUUCAACUACUGGUGGUGGUGGUUUUGUUAACUCAGAGAUGGAGAGAUGGGUUUGUAAUAUUUAUAGC
Molecule: messenger RNA, 2827 nt
Organism: Phacochoerus africanus (Common warthog)
Lineage: Eukaryota; Metazoa; Chordata; Mammalia; Artiodactyla; Suidae
Gene: RPH3AL
Product: rabphilin 3A like (without C2 domains)
Exons: 9
Coding region: 344-1219 (291 amino acids)
Biological process (GO): intracellular protein transport
Molecular function (GO): small GTPase binding
Source: RefSeq, a predicted model, not a curated record